Angiostrongylus costaricensis is the source of this 843-nucleotide messenger RNA. NCBI's taxonomy places the organism in Eukaryota, Metazoa, Nematoda, Chromadorea, Rhabditida, Metastrongylidae. The record is from the annotation of a GenBank genome assembly.
AUGCAUACGAACAGUAGACAGAAAUAUUAUCGAAGGAACUGGUUAAGAUGCAACAAUCUGAUGGACUAUGUCUUCAAUAUGCUCGAGCGGUAUGCAUCUACUCUAGAGGAAGACGUCGCAGAGAGAACGAAAGAAUUAAUGGAAGAGAAGAAGAAGAGCGAUAUUUUACUCUAUAGGAUGCUGCCUAGACAAGUGGCCGAAAAGCUGAAACUUGGUCUAUAUGUGGAGCCAGAAACAUUCGACAGUGUCACCGUGUUCUUUUCGGACGUCGUGUCUUUCACGACUAUCGCCGCAAAAGGCACUCCCAUGCAGGCAUGUCUUUGUUCUGUUGUUAACCUGCUGAAUAACCUGUACACGAUUUUCGACAGUAUAAUCGACGCACACGAUGUGUACAAGGUGGAGACAAUUGGCGAUGGUUACCUCUGCGUGAGUGGAUUGCCUCAUAGAAAUGGCCACGAACAUAUCAAGGAGAUCUGCAACAUGUCGCUUGAGUUUAUGAACAGUCUUGGGAAUUUCACCAUACCACAUUUACCAAACGACAGAAUCAACCUCAGAAUUGGAGUGCACACAGGUUCCGUGGUGACAGGAGUUGUAGGCCAAACGAUGCCUCGAUAUUGUCUGUUCGGUGACACCGUGAACACGGCCAGCCGAAUGGAAAGCAACGGAAAACGUUCUGUUUUCAGAUUCUCUUCCUCAAAUAUCGUAAUUUUUUUUAAGACAAACGUUUUACAUAAUUAUUACUUGGAUUUGAAAUGUAAGGGUCCCCUAAAAUCUUGUUUUAUAUAUUUCUUUGAAUUGCUCAGUUUACUCGUCAGUUGUUGGGGUUAUUUCAUAAGUUUCUGA